AGAGUUCGUCUGCCAUCUCAAGUUCGUUCGUUUCUGCGUUUCAAAGGAAGUUCAUAUUGUGAGCUUUGUCGUAUGUCAUGGUAGUUAUCACCACCGUCGCUCCAUCCAAAGCGUUCAGAAUCUCUUUAGUUGGCUCUCCCUGCUGCUCCUCCAUUCCGCACUUACGGCAUAAUUCUGUAUCGGAAGAAAAGGACCAGUGACGCCAUAACAGCCGCGUUUAGUCAUAGCGCCGAGACUUCUUCGAAGUCGCUGCUAUCGAUUUCGUUGCUCCCGUCGAGACUUCUUCAACGUCAUCGCGUCGCCAAAGUAUCCUCGUUAGUAGCAUGAGGACUCGCACAGGAGGGUAUUACAGCGCGUCAGACGGCAUAACGUUCCACAUUCGCCCGUGCUCCGCUCGGAAGGCGGCCAUGGCUCCCGCAUGUCACGCUGCGAAGGCCAUGGCUCCAUCACACCACGAGGCGCCUGUCUGCGCUAGUAGUAACGCGGCCAAGCGACGGCGAAUCACGUGCUCUGACGCGUCGGGUUUCGACGAAUUACCCGACGAGCUCGUCUCCUGCAUUCUGCAGCACGUGGCGCAUCGAGCGCGCUCCCCGGCCGACCUGAUCAACGCGUGGCUGACGUGUCGCCGCAUGUGCGCGCUCGGCACGGAGUCGCACGUGCUGCGACGCGCGUCGUCCGCGGCAAUGACGGUGCCGGCGCCGUCCUGGUCGGACAGCGCGCAUCGGUUCCUUAAAGAGUGCGCCUCGGCGGGCAACCUCGACGCGUGCUACACGCUCGGCAUGAUUAAGUUCUAUUGCCUCGAAGACCGCCGCGCAGGCGCGACGCUCCUCGCGCGCGCCGCGCUCGCCGGCCACGCGCACUCGCUGCACUCGCUCGCCGUGAUCCACUUCAACGGCAGCGGCGGCUCGCGCCUCGACCGCGACCUGCUGGCGGGCGUGCUGCUGUGCGCCAAGGCCGCGACGCUCGGCCACGUGGAGGCUUUAAGAGAGCUGGGGCACUGCCUGCAGGACGGGUAUGGGGUCCCGCGGAACGUAGCGGAGGGAAGAAGACUCCUGCUGGAAGCGAACACGAGGGAGGCGGCUACAGCUGCCACAGCCGCCGCUACAGCUGCCGCCGCCGCUACAACUGCUGCCGCAACAACUGCUACAGUCGCUUCGACUGGUGGUGUGUUUUCUCCGCCUACUGCGCCCGCCGCGCCAGUUUGGACACGGGUAAUAGAAGGUGGCACGGCGGGAGCAGCCGGAGGGGGAGCAGGCGCUGGGGGGGCAGGCGCAGGGGGGUUGGGCGUAGGGGGAACGGGGGGGGGGGAGGAGUGACAAGUGGGACGGGGGCGUCCGAAACUACAGCAGUCGCAUGGGGAGCCGAGGAAACCGAAGCAGCUGUAGCAACAGCCCCACCGAGCCAGCUCGACAGGCAGGUUCGUUCCGAAGCUGCACACGUGGCGCCGCGAGGUCAGGAAAGCCUAGACGGUGGCAGUAGCAGCCCAGGCGGCGGUGCCAGCAGCGCCAGACGCGCUGCCGAAGCAAGAAGCGCUUCCGGCCCGCUGCUUCCUGCCGCACACUCGUCCUCCUCUCCGUCGCCCGCUGCUGUUGCGAUGGCGCAUGCGACAGGAACGGCGAUAGGCGACGAGCAGAUUAGGGAGCUCAAUAAGGUGCUCGACGCGAGGCAGGAUGAGAGGAGGCGAGAGCAAGUAGAGGGUGCUGCGGGAAGAGGGGAAGCGGGUGAUGAUGUAAUCCGCGCUAUAAGCGACCACAGUUCUGUGCAGCAAACCCUGGAAGAACAGUACCAGAAUCAGCAGCAGCACUAUGAACCCCAGCGUCAGAACUUACCAGCCUCCCCAGUCCAACCCUCCCCAGCCUCCCAAGCUCAUUCCCCCCAGACUCAACCCACCCAGCAGUACGUGUUCGCAUCCGCAGCUCCUGCGAUUCCCCACCGAACCUCCCGCCCUCGUUUGGAUCUCCAAGCCUUGCACGGCCUGGCUCGGGCUCGCCAAGCCUACGGCGCUCUGGUGUCGUCUGCCGAAGCUGCGCGAAUGCUCCGGGCGUCAGCUGUCACUGCUGUGCCGAUUGCCACCGCACUGGCGAGAGCACCGGGAGGAGAAAUGGCAGCUGCUUCAGAAGUUGCAGCAGCAGAAGCAGCACCGGCAGCAGCAGCAUUGCCAGGAUCAGCAGCAGCAUUGCCAGGAUCAGCAGCAGCAGCAGCAGCAGCAGCAGCAGCAGAAGCGACAGGAUCAGCUCCACGUGUGGAAGCGAGAGCCCCUCUUCCUGCUGAGCAGGCAAGUCCUUUCGCUGCUGUAGCUCCGCCUGAAGCACCACCUGAUGGUGCGCGCUCUGAGCAGGUGCACGGCAUGCAGCGUGCCGUGGCUGUGUGGCGCAUUCAUGGCCAGGCGACAGAGCCAGCUGUGCACCACGUGCAGCAGAACCAACAGGAAGUGACGCGUCAACAGCAGCAGCAGCAGCAGCAGCAGCAGCAGCAACAGCCGCAGAGUUAUGAGACGCAGCAAAAUCGUCCAUCGGCUACAACUGAGGCUCGUCAACAGCAGCAGCAGCAGCAGCAGGAGCAUCACCACCAUCAGCAGCCGCGGCAGGGGCUUCAAUAUCAACGUCAGCAGGCGGACCACCACCAGACCCUAUUUUAUCCUCAGCACAACUUUUCGGCUCAUUACCAUGCCCAGCAACUGCAGCAACAGCAGCACCACCACCACCAGCAGCAGCACCAACAGCAACAGCAGCAGCAGCAUCAGCAACAGCAGUAUCAGCAGCAACAUCAGCAGCAGCAGCAGCAGCAGCAGCCCAUACCACUGCGAAUCCAUCACUGGGCACAAAGCAGAGUGGCAGUGGGGCAUGCUCUCCAUGCAGACACAGCAGCUGCACCCCAUGCCGGAACUCCACCAGCAGCACAUACUGCUCGUGUGAUACCAGGAACUGAGGCAAUGAAUCCCACUGCACAGAAUGUUACUGCACCAAAUCCCACUGCACCAAAUCCCUUUGCACCGAAUCCCGCUACAGUGCUGCCCUCUUGUGCAGUGUAUGGCGUAGGUUACCGCUGCUGCUGCCUCCCCACUGUCGCCCUUCCCCCGUUCUCCUGGCACGCUGCCGUUCACAAGUUCUUAGUGGACUGGCGUGGCAUGUACGGGCUGCCAGAAGGCCUUCGCAUUUGCUCUAAUACCCGUUGUGGGAGGUCGGAGACCCGGCGGCAGGAGUUUAGAUGCUGCUCGGCAUGCGGAGAGGCUAAGUAUUGCAGCCGGGCGUGUCAGGCACUGGAUUGGAAGGCUGGGCAUAAGUUGGUUUGUGCAAUGCUGCUUGCUGCUGCGCAGCGGCAACAGCUGCUGCAAAGGCAGCAGCAGCAGCAGCAGCAGCAGAGGGAACAGCAGCAGUUCCAGCAACAUCUACCCCAUCACAACUACCAAGGACUUCAUGAUCAGCAUCAAGCAUUCCGUCAAAUCCCAGCUCAUCAUCAUGAGCUUCAGGGCACAAGAGAUCAUCAGCAGCAUGCUGCUUAGCAAUAUAGUGUUCACGUAGAAAUUUAUUUAGUAGCUUAUUAUAUAAGUACUCAUUCAGCUUGUUUU
This is a messenger RNA of Closterium sp. NIES-67, 3568 nucleotides long. Lineage: Eukaryota; Viridiplantae; Streptophyta; Zygnematophyceae; Desmidiales; Closteriaceae. The record is from the annotation of a GenBank genome assembly.